Molecule: messenger RNA, 965 nt
Organism: Brassica oleracea var. oleracea
Lineage: Eukaryota; Viridiplantae; Streptophyta; Magnoliopsida; Brassicales; Brassicaceae
Product: RING-H2 finger protein ATL33
Exons: 1
Coding region: 203-889 (228 amino acids)
Biological process (GO): protein ubiquitination
Source: RefSeq, a predicted model, not a curated record
AAAUCUAGUGUGUUAUAUCAUUUUGUACAUUUCACAUAAACAAAUAUAUAUUUUUGACUAUACGUCGUUGGAACAAAAAGUAAUUUGGAAAAAAACAAACCAAACUUAGUUAGUAAGAAGCACUUUCCACUAUUAUCUUCUUUCCCCACCAACUUCAGUCUUCAUUUUUUUUGGUAAAAUCAGUCUUCAUUUCACAAUAACAAUGUUCAAUAAUACCACCACCUUCGGCUUCGGCGCCGAAGCCGUCGUCCCUACUCCCUCUGCUACAGUUCCCACCACCAUCUUCCCCGGCACCACCAUCACUUCCAACUCCACCUUCAUCAUCAUCGGACCUCCUCCACCGUUCCCGGCGCCUCCUCGGAGCAUCGACUUCACUCCUCUCAUACUAAUCUUCGCCGUCGUAGCAAUCAUCGCCGUUCCCGCCUUCGUAUACGCUCUUUUCUUCACUUUUCCAUGUUCUUCCCGCCGCCGCAGCUCCACCUCCUCCCGCCGUCGCAGCAGCUCUUCCCCCGACGAUCAUUUCACCUCGCCGAACACAACUGAUAGAAACUCCUCGGCCGCCGCCGCGCCUGAUUCCGGCAAAGAUAAUAAUUCCAAGGAGAUCGGGAACGAGUGCACCGUGUGUCUGUCGGUGUUCGGCGACGGCGAAGAGAUCCGGCGACUGAGCGCGUGUAAGCACGCGUUUCACGUGUCUUGUAUCGCGACGUGGCUCAAAGAUCAUCCCAACUGUCCCAUAUGCCGAGCAGACGUCCCCGUUAAACAGACAGAAGCAAACGGUAACGGUAACGGUAACGUGAAUCGCAGCGGUGGAGGUAACCGUCGAGUUUCUGCGACCAAUAGAGAUGAUGAUUGGCGUCAAGGUCUACCUGAUGCUUCUAGUUUAGUUUGAUUUUUGUUAUAUUAUUUUUUUUUGUAAUUUAUUUCUCGAUUUUGUAAUCUAUGAAAUGAUUUUGAAAUAUUUAUUG